AUGGAUGCGGUAUUAAUUUCAUUAUUAACAAUCUUACUAGGAUUUGUUUUAAUACUAAUUAUUUUUUUCAUACAAACUGGUGGGUUGAAAUCCCUCGUAUCGACCACCACAUCCAAGAAAUCAUCACUUUAUCAUCCAACUUUCCUUAUACUAGGAGCAAACAAUUCUGGGAAAACAUCUUUCUUCUACAAAUUACUACAAUUAUCUAAUGAUGAUGAGAUAGAUGACAAGGCCAACACUACUACCGUUGCUGCCACAGUAUCAUCAUUGGAACCAAAUGUUACAAAGAUAAAUUUACCAAUUUCCAAUCCAUCAAUUGGUAAACCAUUUCAAUUGAUUGAUUAUCCCGGACAUUUGAAAUUACAAAAAGUGUUUGAACGAUUAAUAAUUGAUGAAAUAACAUUAAAGAAUCUUAAGGGGGUUGUAUAUAUGAUUGAUUCUUCUAGUGUUAAUAUUAAUGAUGAUACCAAUUUGGAAAGUAUUGUUAAAUUCUUGUACAAUUUAUUUAGUAUUACGGAACGGAUACCUAAUGGAGUUGAUUUUUUGAUUGCUAUUAAUAAAACUGAUUUAUUUGAUUCUGUCCCUGUUCAUAAAAUAAAGACAAAAUUAGAAUUGGAAAUCAAUAAAUUGAUCCGUCAUGAAAUUGAAAAUGUUGAAAAAACUUCGGGCAUUGACGAUAAUGAUAACGAUAAUGGUAAUCAGAAUAGCAACGGUGGUGGUGGUAAUAGUUCCAAUGGUGAUAACAGUGAUGGCAUUAACGGUGAAAGUUUGAGAGCAUUUUGGAUGAGUGUUGUUGGGUCUGGAAAUUUCACUUUUGAUAAGUUGGAAGGUAAUGUUGAUUUUGUUGGUGGUAGCGUUUUGAAAAAUAAGAUUAGUCAAUGGGAAAAUUGGUUUGAUGAAAAAGUUGUUAAUCCAUAA
This is a messenger RNA of Candida albicans SC5314, 918 nucleotides long. RefSeq names its product Signal recognition particle receptor subunit beta. The coding region runs from base 1 to 918 and encodes 305 amino acids. Gene Ontology annotation, cellular component: Golgi apparatus. Lineage: Eukaryota; Fungi; Ascomycota; Pichiomycetes; Serinales; Debaryomycetaceae. The record is from RefSeq and is a predicted model, not a curated record. The transcript has a single exon. Gene Ontology annotation, molecular function: GTP binding. Gene Ontology annotation, biological process: protein localization to organelle; Golgi to plasma membrane protein transport; intracellular protein transport.